This is a messenger RNA of Alosa sapidissima (American shad), 3388 nucleotides long. It is a transcript of the gene s100u, whose product is annotated as S100 calcium binding protein U. The transcript has 3 exons. The record is from RefSeq and is a predicted model, not a curated record. The coding region runs from base 211 to 666 and encodes 151 amino acids. Lineage: Eukaryota; Metazoa; Chordata; Actinopteri; Clupeiformes; Clupeidae. Gene Ontology annotation, cellular component: perinuclear region of cytoplasm. Gene Ontology annotation, molecular function: calcium ion binding.
UCCCUCUCUCUCCCAGGUACACGCCCUUUGACUUGUCAGAAGGGGGAAAAGUUAAAGAAAAAACUAAAUCACGGAAGAGGUUCUGUUGCCCUACUAGUUAGGCAAGUUUUGGAGCUGUUAAGGCAGUGAGGGGAACGGAAAAGCAGAAAAGGAACGUACAGUCCUGUGGCAGUUCAGUUGUGCGUCGGUUCUUCACAAACUUUAGGAAACAUGGAGUCAGCAAUCAAGACAGUGGUGUCUGUCUACCUCAAGUCUGCAAAGGGCAAAGAGAACCUGAGUUCAAAGGAUUUCCAGGGCCUGGUGAAGAACCAACUCGGUGGCAUCCUCAAUAAUGCGGAGAGCAAGAACGCUGUGAAGGACAUGCAGCAGGGUCUGGACGACAACCAGGACGGCAAGGUCAGCUUCCAGGAGUACAUGAAGCUGAUCGGCUACCUGGCCAACGCCGUCAGCAAGCAGUACGUCGCCGACAAGGGGACCAAGCCCACGGAGAGCAACGACGGCGCGGUGACGCAGUCCGAGGCUCCGGCCGCCGCGGAGACCCAACCUGCCGCCGCCAAGGAGGUAGCCCCGGCGGCCGGUAACGGGGAGGCAGAGAAGGCCCCAGAAGAGCCGGCCGCAGAGAACACAGCGGAGGAGAAGACGGAGGAGGAGGACGAGGCCUCGUAGAGGAGUGACCGCCCCCCCAGAAAAGCUUAUCUCCAUCUCUAAUAUCUCCUGCUCGGCCCCGUCUUAUGUUCUUAUUAUAUCAUAUCUCCUUAGACAAUAACUGUCCCAAAAAGCUGUGUCAAGUUGUAACGCUUUUGGUUUAAUUCUAGAAUACACUACACACACAGUCCAGUGCCAUACCAUUCGUGUGCUCCAGUGUAGAAGCAUUCUGCCACACACAGACAUCAUCCUCACACUUCCUUUACCUGUGGCUGUUUGUAUCAAGUUGUUUUUGUAUUGUGUUUGACAAUCGUACUUUCUAAUAUGAGUCCUGACAUCUCUUCAUCGUCUUCAUAUCCUUGCUUUAACAAAACAAAACAUCCGAAAACCUGACCGGCAGGUUGAGUUAUCCAAGCUCUCUUGAAAUCUGUCAGUCGUUGUAAACCUCUCCUGAAUUCAUGUUUUAAGAGCUCGGCGUCAUUUAGAGCAUCAUUUCCUAGCUGCUUGCGACUAACAGGGAGGCGAGGUUAGGGUUUUGAAUGUGAAUCCUGUGAAGAGUUUGAGCCAAAUUAGAGUUGCUACAGAGAGAGUGUGUGUCCGGACCAAAGUGUGUGCAACAGUACCAGAUACAUACACGCACAUACACACACACACACACACACACACACACACACACCUGUGGUGGCUUACAAAUGUUUACAAACUUGCUGCAACCCCAACGGAAGAGAUUAACCUGGAACAAACAAAUCGUUUAGCUAAAUAGUGUCUUUUGCACCAAACAUUAGAGGAGAGUUUCUCUAUAUUCAUUAGUUUCAUUGGCCCUCAGUUUAACUGCACCUGGUAAAGUGCAUCCAUCCCCAGUAAGAGUGAUACCACCCCCUUUUGUGGUCUUUGGCUGCCCCCUCCUCUUCCUGUCAAUCAUCCUCCAUGUCCCACAGCACCCCAGCCCUCCACCCUUGUGUCACAGAGGGUUUUCAGAUUCUAAUGUUGCAUCGGUAAGUGUUGCAUGUUCUCUCUUACCAUCUGUCCUCCGUCUACUUUCUCCUUUCUUCUUUUUCCUCUCUCUCUCCCCCACUCCCUCCCUCCCCCCACUCUCUCUCUCUCACUCUCUCUCUCUCUCUUUCUCUGGUGUCUGUGUCCUCAGGCCAAAACACAGAAGAAACAUAUUCUGGUGCUUACCAAUAUUAUUCUGUUCAAGGUAGCAAGAGAAAAGCUUUUUCUUUUUACAAAAAUGCUCAAUAUUAUUUUAGACAUUGUAUUCUUAUUAUCUGUCAGCUUUCCCUGAUAGUUUACAUAACAGCUGCCUAGUUGACAACUAUCCUUGCAACUAUCUGUGUGAAAUGUUCUCAUCAUCUCGGCCUGGAAUUUAAACAGCCCUUUUUGUGUGUACUUGGGAAUAACAGUUGAUCAUCUCCACAUCCUCACGUCUACAUUCUGUCUGUCUAGCGUGUCCUCUUGUUCUCUUUUCUCUCACCAUCUUGUCUCUUGUACUCUGUCCAUCCAAUCUCUCUGUUCUCUCUCUCUCUCUGCUCUCUCUUUCUCUCUGUCUGUUCUCUCUCUCUCUCUCUCUCUCUCUCUCUCUGUUGGUCAAGGGUGAAAUGUGUGCGUGUGUGUGCUGUUUCUCUUCUCAUCAGUGGCCUGUCAGGCCGUACACAGACGGGUGCUUGGUGUCCUAAUAAAGGCUUGUUGGGGUAAAUAAUUAAGGCACCUAGGGACGGAAUCCACACCAGGGGACCCUGUGGCCCUGGAGCCCAAAAAUAGCCACUUGGUUCAGGGCACCUGACACAGGGAGGCCCUUGGGGAUGAGCCAGUGUCCACGCAACAUUACCCAGAACGUGCCCCAGUCAGAAAGGAGAAACAGGCAGACAUAUAUAACACAUCUAUACACAUACAUGUACAUAUAUGUAAGUACAUUCAAAAACUAAGAUAAAGAAUAAACACCUUUGUGUGCAUGUUGGACGUGUAAGCACAGACAUAACAGGGAAACGUACAGGAAAGACACUUUGUUGGGUGUCAGGUGUGGCUUCGCUUUGUUUUUCUUUUGUUAGGCUUGAGAUCGGGCACUGGGAACUCGGACUAGUGACCCUCUCCAAUGUCUGUGACCUUUGUGGUGCUAAUUUAGCCCUUGGGUAAAUCUAUGAUGAAAUCGGGCAGACAAACCCCUCCACCACCCUUCAAAUGACCCCUUGAAUCAAAUAAUGUGUUGCAUGUGUUUUUUUUUUUGUGGUGUUUGUUUACCCAUUUGUAUUCUUGCCUUUGAGUGCAGUGUGGUUGCUUUGUCACCACAAUGUGAAAUCAAUGUCAAAAUGUUGAAUUACAUUGGAUGGCUGCAGAGAGGGUUCUAAUAUAUGUAUUAAAAUGAUCUGAUUUACACAAAAGAAACCACUAAAAUGUCUAUGCCAUGUUAUUACUCUGAAUAUGAAACCAUGUACUCAAUUUGACUAUUUAUAUGCAGCUGUAAUAAUCAUACAUUAAUUCUGUACGUAUAUGUACUUUGGCCUGUAUUAAAUAUUAAUUUUGAAAUGGACACCCCAUACAUGACAGUCCAGUAAUUCUUUUGUGAAUGACAUCCAUCCAAGUCCAGUAUAUCUAAUCUCAUGAUACCAUACUUAAUGCUUCGCAACGGCUUUUUCCUCAACAAAUACAUUAUGGUACUUGUUUUAGUACAGACAACAUUGUAACGACUGUAUGUUCAUUGUAUUUGAAACGGUGGCUAGAUAGUAUUAAACUGGUACAAAUCAAA